Molecule: messenger RNA, 819 nt
Organism: Cladophialophora immunda
Lineage: Eukaryota; Fungi; Ascomycota; Eurotiomycetes; Chaetothyriales; Herpotrichiellaceae
Exons: 3
Coding region: 1-819 (272 amino acids)
Source: RefSeq, a predicted model, not a curated record
AUGCCCUCUUCAAAGGACAAAUACACCGACCCUAAGCUCCGAGAUGAGGUCAAGGAAGACAUCCAACAAUCUGAUGAGGGUGGCGCUCCCGGACAGUGGUCGGCUCGCAAAGCUCAAAUGAUGGCCAGAGAGUACAAAAGCCGGGGUGGUGGCUACAAGACUGAUAAAAGAGACCAGGGCGAAUCUCAUAAGCAUUUGACCAAGUGGACAGAGGAGGAACGGCAGACCGAAGAGGGCCUGGAAAGAUAUGAGGAGAAAGCCAACGACGAAGGGGAAGUCGUCCAUGAGAAGAAGGAGGAACCGAAAGCGACAAAAGAAGACGGCAAGCAGGAAACGCAAAGUCUCUCGAACAAACAGGGGAACAAUGAAACCAUGCAGUCUGACCCAGACCCUCAGCAGCAGGAACACCCCAGUAAUCACACCAAGCGAGGGCAGGCAUCCCAAAAGCCCGGUCAGAACCGCGUUCGUGGUCAAGACGCGAUAGACGGAGAAGCAGCCGAUCAUCCAAAGAAGAAACAGAAGGAUCAGACCGGAACGCCCAAAAUUCAACGGAACGGCACAUCCGUCUCAGUGCUUGGUAGGGUGGACGCGCCAGCUCAGCCCGCUUCGAAGUCGAGGCCGCCAAAAGAAGGGCAGAGAGCCUAUUGGAAGACGACGUCAGCCUGGACAGAAGGAAGCGUGGUCGAGGUGCUCAGGGGGAGCAAAAAGGUGGAUGGCAAGCAGGUCAAAGCCACCAAGGCCGACCCAUGCAUUGUGCUGAAGAGCAACAGCGCGGAAAGAGAUCUGUGUGCACAAUCCAGCCAUGUGUACUUUGAAUGA